Elgaria multicarinata webbii is the source of this 2317-nucleotide messenger RNA. It is a transcript of the gene DCBLD2, whose product is annotated as discoidin, CUB and LCCL domain containing 2. Gene Ontology annotation, molecular function: signaling receptor activity. Gene Ontology annotation, cellular component: plasma membrane. The record is from RefSeq and is a predicted model, not a curated record. Gene Ontology annotation, biological process: wound healing. The coding region runs from base 47 to 2155 and encodes 702 amino acids. The transcript is spliced from 15 exons. Lineage: Eukaryota; Metazoa; Chordata; Lepidosauria; Squamata; Anguidae.
UCGGGAUGCAUUCGGAUUGCCGGCUGGUGCGCAGGAGACGCGGGGUAUGGUGAGCAGCCCGGAGCGCCCGCUCCCCCCGGGGACCCGGCAGGCGGUGGCCUCCCUCCUGCUGCUCCUGUUGCUCCGGCGGGACGCGGCCGCUCAGAAAGGUGAUGGAUGUGGACAUACCGUUUUAGGUCCUGAAAGUGGAACUUUUACAUCAAUUAACUACCCGCACGCCUAUCCCAACAUCACAGUGUGUGAAUGGGAGAUUCGAGUAAAGCCUGAGCAGAGAGUUCAGCUCAAAUUUGGGGAUUUUGAUAUUGAUAAUUCAGAUUCUUGCCAUUCUAGUUAUGUGAGAGUUUAUAAUGGAAUUGGACCCACAAGGACUGAGAUCGGAAAAUACUGUGGCUUAGGCCUACAGAUGGACAAUUUAAAUGAAUCAAAGAGUAAUGAAGUUACAGUACAGUUCAUGAGUGGCACGCAGCUUUAUGGACAUGGAUUUCUUGCAUCCUAUUCAACCACUGACAAACCAGAUUUAAUAACAUGUUUAGACACUGCAAGUCACUUUUCUGAGCCAGAAUUCAGUAAAUAUUGUCCAGCUGGAUGUGUACUUCCUUUUGUUGAAAUUUCUGGGACUGUUCCUCAUGGCUAUAGAGAUUCAUCCUCACUUUGUAUGGCUGGUGUGCAUGCAGGAGUGGUGUCCAAUGUUCUGGGAGGUCAGAUCAAUGUUGUAAUCAGCAAAGGCAUUCCGUAUUAUGAGAGUUCUCUGGCUAACAAUGUCACAUCAAAAGUAGGACAACUGUCUUCAAGUCUCUUCACUUUCAAAACUACUGGUUGCUAUGGGACACUGGGAAUGGAGUCUGGAGUAAUUGCUGAUUUUCAGAUUAAUGCGUCAUCAUUCCUAGAAUGGCCUGAGCACAUGGGUCAGCCAAGCACCUGGAAGCCAGACAGAGCCAGACUGAAAAGGCCUGGACACUCUUGGGCAGCUUUUACUAAUGAUGAAUAUCAGUGGUUGCAAAUAGACCUAAACAAAGAGCAGCGAAUAACAGGUAUCAUUACUACUGGCUCCACCUUAGCAGAGUACCAUUAUUAUGUCUCUGCCUAUAGGAUUCUUUACAGCAAUGAUGUACAGAAGUGGACAGUGUACAGAGAACCUGGUGUCGAGAGGGAUAAGGUAUUUCAAGGCAACACUGGCUAUUAUCAAGAAGUUCGCAAUAACUUCAUUCCACCCAUUAUUGCUCGUUUUGUUAGAAUCAACCCUUUGAAGUGGCACCAGAAAAUUGCAAUGAAAGUGGAAUUGCUAGGAUGUCAGUUUAGCAUUGUUCGAGCUCCGAGACCUACAGUACCCCUACCGCCCAGGAGCAGCAAUGAUUAUUCCUUGCAAACUGAUAAAACAACCUUCACUCCCAAGAUCAAGAACACUACAGUAACUCCAAGUGUAACCAAAGAUGUGGCAUUGGUAGCUGUUCUGGUUCCUGUGUUGGUCAUGGUCUUUACCACCCUCAUCUUGAUCUUAGUUUGUGCCUGGCACUGGAGAAACAGAAAGAGAAAAUCAGAAGGGACGUAUGACAUACCAUAUUGGGAUCGUGCAGGUUGGUGGAAAGGAAUGAAGCAGUUUCUACCUGCCAAGUCUGCAGAGCAUGAAGAAACACCUGUUCGUUAUAGCAGCAGUGAAGUUAGUUGCCUUAGAUCAAGAGAAGUUACAACUAUGUUACAAACUCAGUCUGCAGAGUAUGCGCAGCCCCUUGUGGGAGGAAUUGUUGGUACCCUUCAUCAGAGGUCAACCUUUAAACCAGAAGAAGGAAAAGAAACAAGCUAUGCAGACAUGGAUCCUUACAACUCACCAGAACAAGAGAUUUAUCAUGCCUAUGCUGAACCGUUACCAAUAACCGGACCAGAAUAUGCAACACCAAUAGUGAUGGAUAUGUCAGGUCAUCCUGCAGCUCCUCCAGGCAUUUCUUCUGUUUCUACUUUCAAGGCUUCAGGGAAUCAACCCCCUCCCAUAGUGGGAGCUUACAACAAACUUGUCUCCAGAGCAGAUAGUUCAUCACCUCCCCAUGUACUCUAUGAUACACCCAAGGGGAUGCCUGGACUCAAUCCCUCAGAUGAAUUGGUAUAUCAGGUACCACAGAACAUGUCACAUUCAACAGGAAAUAAAGAAGAAGUCAGUUAGGGAAAGUGUCUUCAAAAAAUUAAACCUUUUAGAGAUGACUUUUUAAAUCCUUUGGAGAUUUUUUUUAUUAUUAAAAAAAAAAAUGUGAGGCUUCAGGCCCAGAAAAAUGAGUUAAGUCACCCCUUUGAGGUUCUAUUUGCAACUACUGCUUUUUCUGUUCAU